Messenger RNA from Petromyzon marinus (sea lamprey), 2145 nucleotides. NCBI's taxonomy places the organism in Eukaryota, Metazoa, Chordata, Hyperoartia, Petromyzontiformes, Petromyzontidae. The record is from RefSeq and is a predicted model, not a curated record.
AUUUCCGUCAUUCAGUGGCUAUGACAUCACCGGCCCCACGACCCCCAUCUCCCUCAACAACAACAACCACCACCACGACCACCACGACGACGAGUAUGGCGUCUGUCGAGGCAGAGGAGGAGGGGGAGGAUGAGGAGGAGGAGGAGGCGGCGAGGAGGAGGAGGAGGCAGGGGAGUCCGGGGCGGGUGACUGAGUCGAGCGACUACGCGCGCAGUAUCGAGCUGCCUCCUCACGAAGUGUUUCGCAACCUGGGCAGCGCGAAACGCUUCGCCAUUGACAUCGGUGGGUCCCUGACGAAGCUGGCCUACUACGCCACGGUCCAGCACAAGGUGACACGUGUCCGCUCCUUCGAGAACUCCACAGAGACCUCCUCCGCCACCACCACCUCCUCCACCUCCUCCUCCACCUCGUCGCCCCGCUCCCUCGGCACCGCAGCCGACUCCGGCCGCACCGGCGGUGACGGCGACGCCGCUUGCCCCCUCUACGAGAUCUCGGAGCAGGACGAGCUGGGCGCCAGGCUGCACUUCGUCAAGUUUGAGAACGCCUACAUUGAGGCUUGUCUCGACUUCAUCCGCGCCCACCUCUCCCUGCCCCCCGCACACGGACGCGCGAUCCGAGCCACCGGCGGCGGAGCUCACAAAUACCGGGAGCUCAUCCACAGCAAGCUGGGGCUGCGGGUGGACAAGGAGGAUGAGAUCGCGUGCCUCAUCAAGGGCUGUAACUUCGUGCUGAAGAACAUCCCAGAGGAGGCGUUUUCCUUCGUACGUCACGGCGAGCCCGAGUUCCGAUUCCAGACGCUGCAGCAGCCAGACAGCUUCCCGUACCUCCUGGUGAACAUUGGAUCUGGGGUGUCCGUCAUCAAGGUGGACUCUGAGGAUGAGUUUGAGAGGAUUGGUGGGAGCUCCAUCGGUGGGCGAACUUUCUGGGGUCUGGGCGCUCUGCUCACCAAGACCAUGACGUUUGACGAGCUGCUGCAGCUGUCGGCCCGAGGUCAGCACGACGCUGUAGACAUGUUGGUGCGGGACAUCUACGGUGGGAGCUGUGACUCGCUGGGUCUGCCUGGUGAUCUCAUCGCCAGUAGCUUCGGGCGGAUACCAGCUCCAGGCCAAGAGUUUGCGAAGGAGGACAUGGCUAAGAGCCUGCUGCACAUGAUCAGCAACAACAUUGGUCAGCUGGCCAGCCUGUACGCCCACACCCACUCCCUGCGCAACGUCUACUUUGGGGGGUUCUUCAUUCGCGAGCAUCCCGUAACCAUGCACACCAUCUCAUUCGGCAUCAACUACUGGUCCAAGGGCAAGGUGCAGGCGCUGUUCCUGAGGCACGAGGGCUACUUGGGAGCUAUUGGGGCCUUCCUCAAGGGGGCCGAGGAGGACAAUCCCAACCAGUACAGCUGGGGAGAGAACUAUGCGGGGAGCUCCGGGCUGAGGAGCGUCACCCCAGAGACACUGACCCCUACAGUGACACCACGAUCACGUAGUGGCACCUUUGACAUGCUGGAGAUGGACCGCCUGCAGCUGAAGCUGGUGGCGUUGCCGCUGCUGCUGCAGCCGUCGGCCUACCGGCCGGACUCCGUGGACCUCACCACGGACGCCGCCGCCCGUGACUACUGGCUCGCAUGCUUCACCGCCUCGCUGGAGGGGGUGGUGCGUAGGGCCGUGGCCAGUCAGCCUACUCUGCCUGACGUGACGGAGCGCGCUGAGAAGUUCCGGCAGAAGUUCUCAAACAAGCUGGAGACGCUGACACUUCAACCCUGUGCCUAUGGGUCUCUGACGGUGAGGAGUUUGCUGGACACGAGGGAGCAUUGCCUCCUGGAGUUCGACUUCCCGGACCCCUACUCCAAGGUGAAGCAGGUGGAGAAUGACGCGGCGCUGCGCCGGCUGCCGCCGGUUCUCGCCGCUCUGGACCGCCUCUCCUGGGGGGCCCGGCAGAUGGCGCUAGUCAGGGGCCUGCUGGCGGGCAACGUCUUCGAUUGGGGGGCACAGGCGGUCAGCACGGUGCUGGAGUCAAAUCCACACUUCGGAUUUGAAGAGGCCAAGGAAAAGCUACAAGAGAGACCCUGGCUGGUGGAUGACUAUGAUGCCUGGGAGGAGAGAAUGAGGGUGAGACCCACAGACUCACCACACAGAGACUCACCACACAGAGAUU